Messenger RNA from Betta splendens (Siamese fighting fish), 4375 nucleotides. Its product is annotated as D(1)-like dopamine receptor. Gene Ontology annotation, cellular component: membrane. Bases 498 to 2033 code for a protein of 511 amino acids. The transcript is spliced from 2 exons. Lineage: Eukaryota; Metazoa; Chordata; Actinopteri; Anabantiformes; Osphronemidae. Gene Ontology annotation, molecular function: G protein-coupled receptor activity. Gene Ontology annotation, biological process: adenylate cyclase-activating adrenergic receptor signaling pathway. The record is from RefSeq and is a predicted model, not a curated record.
UCUAGCUCUUACUGACUGGAGUAAACCGACCUCUGGUCCCCAAAAUGGACCGGAACUGAAAAGAAUUUCUUUUGCACGCUGUUUUAUGACGUGCCUGAGGUCCGAAUGAUUUAUCAUCAUCUUAUUCUGCUCAAACACAAACAGAAGCAGCUGCGCGCUUUGAACGCAUCCCGCGUAUCUCACAGUUCAGAUCCGAACCGGGCUCGUUCGUUGGGGAUCACAGCCGAACCGCUCCUCUGAUCUACCUGAGCUGAGAAGCUUCCACCUGCCGGUGCGUCGGAGCGCGUCACGCGAGGACGUGGCUCCACUCGGACUCACACGGACGGACGCGGACACCGCGGAGCGCUCGUCCUGCGACGGUUCUGGCUCUAAAUGUGUGGAUGUUCCUACGAAUCACAAACUGGAUUUUCCUCUUUUUGCUUGAGUCACGUUUUCUGUUUUGAUUGACAGACCCUUCGCAUCGGCAGCAGCGGGAGAAAUGAGCGCUUAGACUGUGGAUGCCACUUUUUUCUUUGGAAAUGGAAACCCACACUACGUGGAGUAAUUUCACGCAGGUUCUGUCGAAGCUGGACGGAACGGGCUCCGAGGAGGACGGCGGCGGCGGCGGCGGCGGGCUGCGCGUCCUCAUCAGCUGCAUCCUCUUCCUGCUCAUCGUGUCCACGCUGCUCGGGAACACGCUGGUGUGCGCCGCCGUGGUCCGGUUCCGACACCUGCGCUCCAAAGUUACCAACUUCUUCGUGAUCUCGCUGGCCGUGUCCGACCUGUUCGUGGCCAUUCUGGUGAUGCCGUGGGAGGCCAUCACGGAGGUGACGGGCACCUGGCUGUUCGGACGGUUUUGCGACGUCUGGAUCGCCUUCGACAUCAUGUGCUCCACAGCCUCCAUCCUGAACCUGUGCAUCAUCAGCGUGGACCGGUACUGGGCCAUCUCCAGCCCCUUCAAGUACGAGAGGAAGAUGACGCACAGAGUGGCCUUCGUCAUGAUUGGGGUCGCGUGGACCCUGUCCAUCCUGAUCUCCUUCAUCCCCGUGCAGCUGAACUGGCACAGAGAGGGGGGGGGGCCGGUGACGGAGGAGGUUCUGCCAGCGACGGCCGUCAGCGGCAGCAGCCGGACCAACAGCAGCCAGAGCUGUGUCGCCAGCCUGAACAGAACCUACGCCAUCUCAUCGUCCCUCAUCAGCUUCUACAUCCCAGUGCUCAUCAUGGUCGCCACCUACACGCGCAUCUACCGCAUCGCUCAGACCCAGAUCCGCCAGAUUGCGGCGCUGGAGCAGGCGGCUGAGCAGGCGCACAACCCAGGCCCCGGCCUGAACCGGAACCAGCGGCCGCAGCAGCGCCGGCCCAACGACGAGGCCUCCUUGAAGUCGUCCUUCAAGAAGGAAACCAAGGUUCUGAAGACGCUGUCCAUCAUCAUGGGCGUCUUCGUCUUCUGCUGGCUGCCGUUCUUCGUCCUCAACUGCACCCUCCCGUUCUGCGACCCGCCCUGUGUCAGCGGCACCACCUUCACGGUCUUCGUCUGGUUCGGUUGGGCCAACUCCUCGCUCAACCCCGUCAUCUACGCCUUCAACGCAGACUUCCGCCGGGCCUUCGCCACCAUUCUGGGCUGCAACAGGAUGUGCUCCAACAACGCGGUGGAGGCUGUGAACCUCAGCAACGAGCUGGUUUCCUACCACCACGACACCACGCUCCACAAGGACACGCUGGUCCCGGCCGGGCCUCAGCAGAACCCUCGCAGCGCCAACGUGGGUUCUGAGCAGCUGGACGUCAUGAGCGCGCGGUUCGACGAGGACUCGCUCGUCUCCAACGGUUCCCAGGUUAACGCCAGGCUGCAGCUGCUCCCCGCCACGGUCCAGAACCAGCACCGGCACCGGCACCGGCACCAGGACCAGGACCAGGACCAGGACCAGGACCAGGACCAGCACCAGCACCAGCACCAGCACCAGGAGAUCUCCCUGGAGACGAUCACACCGUUUACCUCGGCAGCAGAGCUGGAGACAGACGCACUGAUUCCUGGACAGGUUCAUCAGAACCGAUAGACCCAGUUAUCACACACAUCCCUGCAGACGGAACCAGACGAACAGAACCAGAGCUGGGUCACGUACCAACAUGUACAGCAGCCCAGGAGCUUCAGCGAAUGAAACGUAGCAGUCCUCAUCAGGCUGUGAUGAAGCGUUGACGAGCAGGAAAUCUUCCAAAACAAACUCAUUCAUUUCAGUGACUUCAGUCAUUUUUGCUUUGGAUCAGACGUAGUUAAAACAGAAGUUUCCACUGGGAGGAAAAGGGAAGCGUGAACGUGAACAGAGUCAAAGGAGAGGCUAUGUGUGAUGCAGGUCCCAGAAACCAAAUAAGAGACGGAGGAGCUGAAGAAGAGCGGCCGAGGGUUCUGUGUUGUGUUCACGGCUCCUUUCAUCUUCCAUCGCUGCUGGAGUUGAAACGGGCCGGAGGUUCCAGGGGCAGGAGCCACUCUGACCGUGCAGCUGGUCCGUCCACACGGUCGAACCCACACUGAAGGCAAAGCAGACACACACGUGUUUCAUAGUGUAAAUAUUCUCUUUAAUGCAAAGUAUCAGCACCGCGGGAGUAAAACAUGGCGUCACUGCUUCUGACACCGAAGGGUUAACGCCGCGCGGCUUCGUUUAGAACCUUAGUGUUCUGUGUUCACGUGUAUCUGCUACACCAGAACACGGAACCGGGCCGAGAUGGAAGCGAUCAUGACCCACAGCUUCAACAAGCUGUUGGUUGAUAAAAUGAUCCCUUUAUUCUGAACGUCCCUUCAAACGACUCCGAUGAACUGUUCUCCAGCACGUGUCGACAGACGCGGAGCAGCAUCAGCAUCAGCGCGUCUGAAGCACGCGGCCCGGACACACUCUGGACCCAUUAUCAGCAGCAAUCAGCGCCGAGGACGAGGCGCCGCUGAUUGCAGCCACUUCUCAACAACUGUUGAAGCCGCUGUUUGUCGUCAAGGACCCGGAGUCAUCAGCGCUCGUCUGCAAACGCAGUGACCUCCAGAGCAGCACGCACAGUAGGAGACGCGUUCACGACGCGGACCCGUUGUUAUGGGAAAAAUUGUCUCUUCCUUACUUCUAUGCAGUUAUUAUAUGAUUUAUGACUUAUGUUCUGCAAUUAAAAUCUUAUGUUUUGUCUUACUGUAUGCAUUUGACAUUUCACCUACAUUGUUCAAUGCUUGUCUCUGCCUGAUAGACUCUCAACUCUAGCUCCCAAACCCAAGGUCGGGGAGUUGUGUCUCUGUCUGUUGAGACUUGGUGCUCCUUUCUCACAGAUAGUUGGACGUCAGCGAUGCAGGUGUGAGAAAGUAAAUAUCUUCACACACACUGCGACAGGGAGAAGAUGGUGCAUGUAAUUUGAUUGGGUUAGAAAGACAUUCCACCCUAGUCGGACAGAGAAGCUAAAAGGCAGAAGCAACUUGAGGAUCGUGGGCUCUUUGCAUCACACCUUCGUGGUGUGUGCACUGAUCUCCCCAGCUGGUUUUUGGUUUGUUGAUGUGCACAAUCAACACCCAUGCUUUUUAUUUGCUUUCCCCAUUAUUUUUAUUUUCUUUAUUAUUUCAAUAAAUCGCACAAAAGGACAACUCUCUCAUCUGCUUCUUUAUGGAAAAUUCCCACCACACCCGUCCUCGGACCCGUCCUCGGAUCCACUGCCGGCGCCGCCUCAAACGCUCCGUAGGAACAGUUCUAUGUUUAGGUGCUUGUGGAGAAUCUGUGCUGUUCACUGGUUUCAUUCAGUGACCAGUAGGAGGCAACGGAGCCCAAGCUGCAGUCUGUCACACACACAGGGUCACACACACACGCACAACACACACACACACACACAUAGACGCACGCACAAUAACACACACACAUAGACGCACACACACACACACACACACACACACACACACACACACACACACACACACACACACACACACACACACACAGCCUUGCGGUGCUAUAAAAGUGGGGCCCCGGCUUUGACAUAAUGCCUUCCCAACCCCUCACUCCAACCAUGAGCUAAAGGCAGACGUCCAACCUUUGCUCUAAUCUGAACCAAAACUCAAUUCUAACCUCAGCCCUAAAAUCACAUCUUGACCCUCAAAAAGGCCUUUAAAGUUGUGGGGCCCAGCCAAAGGGCCCUACAAGUGACAUUAGGGCCCCACCUAGGUAGGAAAAAAAAGGAUUUUGGGCCCCACUCCAAUGUAACCGCAAGGACACACACACACACACACACACACACACACACACACACACACACACACACACACUUACACUUGUUUUGGACUCCUACUGCCCUCUGCUGGCGAAAAUACUAAUUAUUAUUAUUAUUAUUAUUAUUUGUAAUUACAGUGGAAAAAGAUACAAAUGUAUUUUUAAAACCAUAA